Botrytis cinerea B05.10 is the source of this 3351-nucleotide messenger RNA. RefSeq names its product Bcgdt1 (gene Bcgdt1). Gene Ontology annotation, cellular component: Golgi apparatus; fungal-type vacuole membrane. The transcript is spliced from 3 exons. The record is from RefSeq and is a predicted model, not a curated record. Gene Ontology annotation, molecular function: manganese ion transmembrane transporter activity; calcium ion transmembrane transporter activity. Gene Ontology annotation, biological process: manganese ion transmembrane transport; Golgi calcium ion homeostasis; calcium ion transmembrane transport. NCBI's taxonomy places the organism in Eukaryota, Fungi, Ascomycota, Leotiomycetes, Helotiales, Sclerotiniaceae. Bases 930 to 2636 code for a protein of 568 amino acids.
GGUACUGUACUUGUAUUGUAGUAUUGCUCUCCUUGUGCUGUUCUGUUGUGCGGCACUGUUGUUCUGCUAACCGACGCGAGCAUUUCUUACUGAUAAUACCUACCAAUAAUGAUAUAAAACACAUUCUCUCCCGUUCGUGCAUAGUUCAGGGGUUCACCGGGUUCUUAGAUCUUCCUUAUCAACACCUCAACGCCUUAACGCCUCGUAGUCUCUCCAGUUCGUACGUAGUUCAGUUCAGGGGUUCACCGGUUUCUUGGAUCUUCCUUCCUUGCCAGCGCCUCAACGCCUUCACCCAACGCCCUCACGCCUCACAGUCUCUCCUAUCUCGAACUGCAGUGCUGCCCAGGUGCAGGUGUUGGAUGAAGCGUGAGACUUGAUGGGUCCAGAAGAAUCCCCCGUGUCCCCCAAAGCCACCCAAAACGUACCCCUUGGACUUGGACUUGGACUUCCCAAACCGCUAGAAUGUUAGAAAACGAGCAUCUAUUAAUAAAUGAUACGACCAAUAUCAUUCCAUUGAGCCAAUCAUCAUUCCCGCUGACUACAAAAGCAUUAGCCACAAGGAAAGAGCGGAUCCCUUUUCCUUGAGGUUUCCUCUUUCGGUGCACUGAACAAAUAUUACCGUGUUCCAUACCCUACCGUACUACCUCCAUACAUCCCAUCGUACGAAUUCGACUAUUGCUAGAGGAGUACGACUAUUUGAAACCUUUUUUCUUCUUCCUCAUAUUCACCUUUUUAUUUUUCAUGCCAGAUCUGCUUCUUUGAUAUUUCAAUUCAAGACACGUCGUGGGAACUCUUUCUCAUACCGUUCCCCCAUUGACGCCUCACGAAUCCUCACAACCAACAAUUUCUAUUCCCUGAUCGUACCUUUCCUGCGUCCCAAUUGCAUCUUCAUUACAUCUGCCAACGUCGAUCAAGAGAUCUAAUUCAAGAUGAGAUUCCGGAGAAAGCAAUCCCCGUUGCUUUUACUCUUACUGCCAUCAUUGGCUCUGGCCCUAUCACCUGCGGCACAAGAUAACAUAGCUGCCGUUUCGAAAGACACCGAUGCGCAAACAGGGAAAUUGGACAAAAUUGAUCCCUCAGCAGCUGUUGCAACUACUGCCGAUAAACCAUCAUAUGGACUUGGUACGAAAGAUGCGCCCGUCGAUGGUAAAGACGGAAAGCCGCAUGCUGGGCCAUUUGUAGAUACCACUAAAAAGGACCCCAAGAAGGACUCUACAACAAGUGAAAAGGCGGAUACCAAGGAUUCCAAAGAUUCUAAAACUUCCAAUUCGAAGCUUAGUGAUGGAGAAUUGGUCCCACCUACAGCCAAAACAAGCAAAGAGAAGCCAAUGCUUGAUGACAAAGGCAAAGAAAUCCCCCAAAGUAACGAUGGAGUUAUGAACGAUCCAGGCAGAGAAGCACCUAAACAUGGCACAACUGGUACUGAGGGAGGUGUGAGUGCGAAAGAUAAGACACGAAAGGGUCAAGAAAGUCAGACGGGAGAGAAGGCUGAAAAGAAACCUGCAUCACCUAAAGAAGCACCACCGAUACCUCACGAUACCGAACAAAAAAUCCAAGGCGAUACCAAAGAUGCACAGAAGAAAGAUUCGACGAUUAAAAAGGGUUCCGCUGAUGACAAGGAGGCUGGUAGUACUGAUAACUUCGGAUUGGAUAAACCUACAGAUCUUCCAGACAAGACACACAAUGAUCCUCAUCCAAUUCCUAAUUCUGCCAACAAGGACCAUUUGGAUGUUACGAAAGCAGAUUCAAAGGGUAUUCCAAAGCUUGAAUUAGAAGGAGAGGGCAAUGAUGGUCUUAUUCAACCUUUACAUUCAUAUCUUCUUUCACUUACCAUGAUUUUAUUCUCUGAAAUCGGAGACAAAACAUUUUUAAUCGCAGCAUUGAUGGCGAUGAAGCACGAUAGACUUCUCGUAUUUUCCGCCGCCUUUUCCGCAUUGAUUGCUAUGACAAUCCUGUCCGCAGUGUUAGGUCAUGCAGUACCUACCUUGAUUCCAAAACGAUUUACCAAUUUCCUAGCCGCAGGAUUAUUCUUGAUUUUUGGAGGACGUUUAUUGAAAGAAGGUUUAGCCAUGAGUCCAGAUGAGGGUGUAACUGAGGAAAUGAAAGAGGUAGAAAUGGAGCUUGAAGAAAAAGAGCACCUUGCAAAACAACAAGGAAGAAGACGUUCAUCGGUUUCUCCAUAUGCUUUGGAAAUGGGUCUUGGAGGAGGGCAAAGAGCAAGCACAAGAAAAUCUAGAUCAGGAUCACGUCUUCCUUCUCCUCCAAGAAGUCCUUCAACUUCUUCAGAUCGAUCCCCUUCUCCUAAAAGAUCAACAUUGAAAAGUGCAGCAGGAGGCUUGAAUAAUCUUCUUUCGUUACUCCUUAGUCCAGCGUGGGUUCAAACUUUUGUUAUGACUUUCCUUGGGGAAUGGGGUGAUAGAAGUCAAAUUGCUACCAUUGCUAUGGCAGCUGGUCAAGAUUAUUGGUGGGUUACUGGAGGAGCCGUUAGUGGUCAUGCGGUUUGCACUGGUGUGGCUGUUAUUGGUGGAAGAGCUAUUGCUGGCAAGGUUAGCUUGAGAGUUGUAACAUUAGGAGGUGCAAUUGCCUUUUUAAUCUUCGGAGUCAUCUAUCUUGUCGAGGCUUUGUAUUAUGCUUAAGAUUAAAAGCUGGAAUACCUUUUUCUUUGAGUACUGGAGGACAUCAAUAUCCUAUGUAACAAGAUUCGAUUCAUUCAAUUCAAUUUCGCAUCCUUCAAUUCUUAUCUCGGUCUUUCACUUCGGAACCUAAACUAUCAAUUAAUACAUUCCUUUUGCAUGCCUCUUUACGCGAUGAGGAUGAAGCGAUUUUGCCUUUUCUUUUUUCGGACGUUGGUUGGGUUUUGGUCUAGGAAGCGAAUGCACAAAAAGGGAGGAGAAGAAUGGGAGAAAGUUACAUUACAAUACUACUUUACUUUGUUACUAAUACAUGAGGGAUUGAUGGAUGGAUGGGCAGGUGGAUGAAAUAUCUGGGGAUGAAUAGGUAAAAGGAUGACCUGGUUAGUGAUGGAGGGUAUGGAAAAGAGAUAUGCAUUAUUAUUGUAUUCUAAUUCUAUCAGCGACGUAAUGAAUCAGAUGGUAUGGUCUUGGUUCUGGAUGGAUGGAUAAGUCUAGAUGACUGAUAUGUUUAUAGAGGAGAGAGGAGAGGAGAGCGCGGAAAUGAAAGUUUCAAUCAAGAGAAUUUUUAUGUAUACAUGAACUGAAUUGAAUUGAACAGAACUGAAUUGUGUAUGUAUAUAUGUAUGUAUAUAUAUAAUAAGAGUAAUCGGUUAUUCAAAGUAAGGAUGAAAGCAAAGCAAAGAGAGACUAGAAAGUAAUUGAUUUCUAUAUACCUGCA